Molecule: messenger RNA, 3049 nt
Organism: Ciona intestinalis (vase tunicate)
Lineage: Eukaryota; Metazoa; Chordata; Ascidiacea; Phlebobranchia; Cionidae
Source: RefSeq, a predicted model, not a curated record
GUAUGUAUUUAUGUAUGUUGAUCGAGCAUUUUGUAUGUAGAGAAAACUGCGUGGGCUUUGUACAAUUAAACUGGAAUACGUACGAAAAGUAGUCUAAAAGUUUUUUGAAUCGUGUAGUUAAACACAAUUAUGGCAAGAAGCGAUACAGAACGUCGAAGAACAAACGAUGAGCCGCCUACAAAGAAAAAGAAAGCAAACGACCAAAUUGAAACAAAAACAGGAGGAGCGUAUAUUCCACCUGCUAAGCUGCGUAUGCUACAGCAACAAAUAACUGACAAACAAAGUGUUGAAUAUCAGAGAUUGAGUUGGGAAGCUUUAAAGAAAAGUAUAAAUGGUUUGGCGAAUAAGGUCAACAAAUCUAAUAUCAAGGAUAUUGUACAAGAACUAUUUCAGGAGAAUAUUGUCAGAGGAAGGGGAAUCCUUGCAAGAUCCAUUCUUCUUGCCCAGAAUGCUUCACCUACUUUCACCCAAGUAUAUGCUGCCCUUACUGCCAUCAUCAACUCAAGGUUCCCACAAAAUGGGGAAUUAGUUUUACGUCGAGUUGUUUCACAGUUCCGAAAAUCAUUCAGAAGAAACCAAAAAGAUACUUGUCUUCAUUCAGUUCAAUUCAUUGCCCACCUAAUCAACCAGCAAGUAGCACACGAAAUUCUUGGAUUGCAGAUUCUAACCUUAAUGUUGGAAACACCAACUGAUGAUUCUGUGGAAGUGGCUGUCGGAUUUUUAAAAGAAUGUGGUCAAAAACUUGGUGAACUUUCCCCAAGAGGUUUAGCUGCUGUGUUUGAACGACUACGAGUUAUUUUACACGAACAACAGUUGGAAAAAAGAGUGCAAUAUAUGAUAGAGGUGAUGUUUGCAAUACGAAAAGAUGGAUUUAAAGAACAUCCUUCUAUGGUUGAAGAGUUAGAUUUGGUUGAUGAAAGUGACCAAUUCACCCACAUGCUAACCAUAGAUGAUGAUAAUGUUAAAGGGUUGGAAAUGGAACUAAAUGUCUUUCGAGUAGACCCGGAAUUUCAGGAAAGUGAAGAAAAUUACAAACAAAUCAAAAAAGACAUCCUUGACCAGAGCAGCGAAGGAUCAGGAAGCAGCGGAUCAUCUUCAGAGUCAUCUGAUGAUGAGGAAGAAGAAGAAGACAAAACUGUUGAGAUUGAAGAUCGAACUGAAACUAAUCUUGUCGCGUUACGUCGUACAAUUUAUCUUGCCAUCCAAUCAAGUUUGUCGUAUGAAGAAUGUGCGCAUAAGAUAUUAAAAAUGGAAUUUUCUGAAAAAGAUUAUGGUGAAAUAUGUGCCAUGAUUAUCGACUGUGCUUCACAACAACGAACUUAUGAAAAGUUUUUUGGAUUGUUGGGUGGGCGUUUUUGUUUGCUGAAGAAAGAAUUUAUGGAACAAUUUGAAACUUUAUUUAAAGAGCAAUACGACACAAUACAUCGCUUGGAAACUAACAAACUGAGAAAUGUUGCAAAGUUCUUUGCUCAUCUUCUUCAUUCCGACUCUCUUCCAUGGAGUGUCCUUUCUCACAUCGUAAUCACGGAGGACACAACAACAUCAUCUUCAAGAAUUUUCAUCAAGAUUUUGUUCCAGGAGAUUGCCGAGUACAUGGGGAUUACUAAGCUUAAUGAAAGACUGAAAGACCCCACUCUUGCCCCAUUUUACGAAGGUUUAUUCCCAAGAGACAAUCCAAAGAACUCCAGAUUUUCGAUCAACUUUUUUACGUCUAUUGGACUGGGUGGUGUCACUGAUGAACUUCGCGAACAUUUGAAGAACUCAACGUAUAUUUUAUCACAAAAAUUGCAAGCGGAGCAAUUAGCGGCUCUUGCUGCGGGCUCCUCUUCUUCUUCUUCAUCUUCCUCAUCAGAUGAUGAGUCAUCUGAUUCAACUUCAUCAUCAGAUUCUGAUGCAAAAAAGAAAAAGAAAUCAAAGAAAAUGAAACGAAAGUCCAAAAAAACUUCAAAAAAGAAGUCUUCCAAAAAAUCUAAAAGAAAAAGAAAGAAAAGUGAAAGUUUCUCACAGAGCUCUUCUGAGGAUAAGGAGGAAAACACUUCAUCGGAGGACUUGGAUCAACCUCCUCGUAUGAAAUCAACAGUAACGAUGUUGAAUGGUCCAACAUCCAAAGAUCGAUCUGUGGAAGAAAGGGAUGAGAAGAGCUCGGAUGAUGAGAGAGAGCAGGAUCGGAGGAGAGAAAGAUCUCCAAGGGAAGAUGAGGAGUACAGGAGGCUCGAGGAUGAUAUUUCGAAUAAAAUAAGAUCCGAGCGCACAAGGCAUCAUAGAGGGAGUGAAGAGAGACAAAUGGAAGAUCGGAGGUCAAAACGUGAAGGGAGGCAGGAAAGUGAGAAGGAAGGGCGGCGUUCAAGAAGAGAGAAGAGUGUGGAAAAAGAGAAAGAAGAGCGAAGAUCAAGACGUGUUGGGAGUGAAGAGAAAGAUAUGGAAGAGCGGACUUCAAGGCGGCGAGGAAGGGAGAAUAAUGAAAAGAAAGAACGGCAGUCUAGGAGAAAUGGGAGUGUGGAUAAAGAGAAAGAAGAACAAAGAACAAGACGUGUUGGGAGGGAAGAAAAUGAGAUGGAGGAGCAGCAAUCAAGGUAUGAAGGAAGGGAGAACAGAAGAGGAAGAUCCGAGGAAAAAUAUCAGAAGUCACAAAAACAUUCAUCUCAUAAACGAAGGGAACGUUCACCUGAAAAACAUGGAUUAAAAUCAAACAUGGGUAACUCAAGUAGUGAUAGCAGUGAAGAAAAUGCAAAAGAGAAUCGAUCAAGAGCAAAAGAAAAAAGAAAUCAAAAUAAGAGAGUAAAAAAUAAGAAAAAGGUUCAGAGAUCUGAUAGUUCUUCUAGUAGUUCAAGUGAAAGAGACACUUACACUAGAAAACAUCGCUCUAGAGUUUACUAGGUUGGAAAAAGAAAAUGUGUUAGUAAUGAUAAAUAACUUGUUCGAUUUAAAUUAAAACAAGUGUUUAAAAAUUAUGUUGACCCAUUUGUGAAUUCAUAAAUGUAAAUAUUUUGUAUGAAUUUGCACGAAAACAGAAAACUUUGAAAUAAAAUCACUAUGCUUCUGUUUUGUA